AUGACUGAUGAAACGCGACAAUUUCUACGAAAUAGUCAGUGUGGUUAUUACAGUGAACCAAAACCCCGUGCGGAAAGAACAUUGGUUUGCUGUCCUGAAAAAUAUCGUAAGAUAGAAAGGUCCAAUAAUGGUGGAAGAAAUACAACACCAGCUAAUGAAUUACCCGAACCAGGGAAAUGUGGAAGAUAUUUGUCGAAUCGAAUCUAUGGCGGAAAUGUAACCGAAAUCGACGAAUUUCCAUGGAUGGCUUUAAUACAAUACAAAAAGGCCCCCAAGGACUAUGUUUUCUUCUGUGGUGGCAGUCUGAUAAAUUCACAUUAUAUCCUAACAGCUGCACAUUGUAUCGCAAAUCCAAAAAUACCAAUUGAAUGGCAAUUAUUUGCUGCACGUUUGGGAGAAUGGGAUUUAAGAGAAGAUCCAGAUUGUAUUGAAGAUAUACGCGGACGUAGAAGCUGCAUUGCGCCCCAUAUUGAUAUUCGAAUUGACUACGCAAUUGUCCAUCCGUUGUAUAGACCCACAUCGCCUAGCCAACUAAAUGAUAUUGCACUUGUGCGUCUAAGACAAAGUGUUCCCAAUGUAAUGCACAUAAUACCAAUAUGUUUACCGAUUUCCGAAGAACUACGCACCAAAUUGUAUACAUCUUACGAAACGGAAGUAGCUGGAUGGGGUGUAACCGAAAAUGGUACAAUCAGUUCAGUAAAAUUAAGGAUAAGGCCUAAAGUUCAAAAUAUAGAAGUAUGUGAGAUCAAUUAUAGAUUAUUCGGAAUAACCAUAAGUCCAGAAUCACAACUAUGCGUUGGAGGUGAGGCUGACAUCGAUGUGUGUAGUGGUGAUUCUGGUGGACCUCUGAUGGUAAUCGAAAAUACUGAUGGUGCAAAUGUGUACAUUGUCGCUGGUAUUGUAUCCUAUGGACCUGCACCAUGUGGUUUCGAAGGCUGGCCUAGUGUUCAUACCAAAGUUGGAAGUUAUAUGGAUUGGAUAAUUGGCAAUUUGUUACCAUAG
Musca vetustissima is the source of this 1002-nucleotide messenger RNA. Its product is annotated as serine protease easter-like. Gene Ontology annotation, molecular function: serine-type endopeptidase activity. Bases 1 to 1002 code for a protein of 333 amino acids. The record is from RefSeq and is a predicted model, not a curated record. Gene Ontology annotation, biological process: proteolysis. The transcript is spliced from 3 exons. NCBI's taxonomy places the organism in Eukaryota, Metazoa, Arthropoda, Insecta, Diptera, Muscidae.